This is a messenger RNA of Euleptes europaea (tarantolino), 865 nucleotides long. It is a transcript of the gene HMGA2, whose product is annotated as high mobility group AT-hook 2. The transcript has 4 exons. The coding region runs from base 15 to 314 and encodes 99 amino acids. Gene Ontology annotation, molecular function: transcription coregulator activity; DNA binding. Gene Ontology annotation, biological process: regulation of DNA-templated transcription. NCBI's taxonomy places the organism in Eukaryota, Metazoa, Chordata, Lepidosauria, Squamata, Sphaerodactylidae. Gene Ontology annotation, cellular component: chromatin; nucleus. The record is from RefSeq and is a predicted model, not a curated record.
GGCGAGCGGCCACGAUGAGCGCACGAGGGGAAGGAGCCGGCCAGCCCUCGACUUCUUCCACGGCCGCCCAGGAGGAACCUGCCACCCCGCCGAAGAGGGGGCGAGGGAGACCCAGGAAGCAGCCCCAAGAACCCGCUGGAGAACCAUCUCCUAAAAGACCAAGGGGAAGACCCAAAGGGAGCAAAAACAAGAGUCCCUCAAAAGCAGCUCAAAAGAAAGCAGGAGCCACUGGGGAAAAACGACCAAGAGGCCGACCGAGGAAAUGGGAACAGGCUGAAGAGACAUCUUCACAAGAAUCUGCAGAAGAUGAUUAGGAGACCACACCUUGCAAUUUCUACCUCAUCAGCAGUUGGGUCUUUUGAAGGGAGAAGACACUGCCUUGACCACUUGCUUUGUAUUGCCACGAUCUUUCCACUUUGGCCUGGGUGGGGGAGGGAAAUCACAUAACCUUAAAAAGGACUUAAUAAUCAUCUUUGUUGUAAUCCCUUCGCUAUCCCAGGUUUAGUGAAAAACUGCUGUAAUACAGGGGGACACAGAUUAUUGAUGCAACAUAUAAUUACUGUUUUUCUUUUUCUUUUUCCUUAACCUACUAAUAGUUUGUUUGAGCUGCUAAGUAAGGGUGAAUGGGUCAGUAAAUCUUUGAACUAGGUUUUGUCAUUCACUGCACUGCAUAUAAAUAAGAUUUUUGUAACAUAUUAAUUAUAAUGGGCAUUCAAAUAGGAAAGCUUUGGUGUUUAACACCAGGCUUCACUACACCUCUGCCAACCCACUCCCUAGCUUAGUCAACUCCCUGUUUAGAACACCAAAGAUAAGGAUUAGAAGCUACUCUUUUUAUAGCCUUGUUCUAGAUUUGUGCUUGAUUUUU